AUGAUCUAUGUUAGAUUUUGGAUUUAUUCCAUUAGAAAUAAUAAAUUAUAUUUUGAAAAAUUUCAACAUUUGCAAUGCCCUCCAAAUUUUAAUUUGAUAUAAUGUAAAUAUUUAUGUUUCUUGUUAUGUGUGUAAGGUUAUCAUAACGAAAUCGAAUAAAUUUCAAAUUAUGAAAACUAAUACUAAAUGAACAUUCCUAUUUAAUUUAAUAAUGGAAUAAAAAUAGAAUCAUAAAAGUCUAUAAUCCAUAUCUUUUAAUAUAAAAUUUAGUAUAUUAAACAUGAAUAAUUUAUCUUAUAAAGAAAAAUAGAGAUUUACAUUAUGAUGUUAACACAACUUUUAAAGACAAAUAUGUAAACUUAAGUGUUAGCAAUUAAACAAAGAAAAAGAGCUAAUUAUGACUAAAUUUAAAUUAAAAAGAAAUAAAAAUAUUUUGACAAAUCUGAAAGAAUAAACUACUUUUAAUCCAUAAAUAAAUGA
This is a messenger RNA of Paramecium pentaurelia, 480 nucleotides long. Lineage: Eukaryota; Ciliophora; Oligohymenophorea; Peniculida; Parameciidae. The record is from the annotation of a GenBank genome assembly.